AUGUUCCCAGGUCAAGGACGUCAUACUUAUCAAGGGAAUUAUGGCCCACCUCAAGGACCACCUCCAAAUCAGCAAUAUAAUAAUUAUGGUCCACCUCAAAAUCCUCCACCUCAACAGUAUAAUAAUUACGAAAGACCAAAUCAACCUCCACCUCAACAACAAUAUAACAAUUACAAUAAUAAACAACAACCUGGACUCAAUGGGGAACCAAAUUAUGGAGAUCAAUAUGGGUCAGGUCAUUACUCAAGACCACCUCAAAGUCAACAAUCCUUUGGUGUUCAAAAUUAUAAUUAUCAAUAUUCUCAAUGUAAUGGUAAAAAAAAAGCUUUAUUAGUUGGAAUCAAUUAUUAUGGUACUAGUAAUGAAUUAAGAGGUUGUAUAAAUGAUGUGACUCGAAUGGAACAAUUUUUAGUCACUCAUGGUUUCAGUGAAAAUGAUAUUGUUAAAUUAUCUGAUGAUCAAAGAAAUCAAAGAGCCAUACCUUUAAGACAAAACAUCUUAGAUGCUAUUCAUUGGCUUGUGAAAGAUGCAAGACCGAAUGAUAGUCUUUUUUUCCAUUAUUCGGGACAUGGUGGUCAAACGCGAGACCUUGACGGUGAUGAAGCAGAUGGGUAUGAUGAGGUCAUCUACCCUCUUGAUUUUGAGACAAAUGGUUUCAUCGUUGAUGACCUUUUACACGAUACCUUAGUGAAAUCGUUACCACCAGGUUGUAGAUUAACUGCAUUAUUUGAUUCUUGUCAUUCAGGUUCGGCUUUAGAUCUACCAUAUAUGUAUUCAACAAAGGGUGUGUUGAAGGAGCCAAAUGUUUAUGCUGAAACUGGUCAAGAUUUAUUAAAAGCAGGUAUGGGUUAUUUAACAGGAAACAAUCGUAAUAUGAUGAGUGGGUUAAGCUCGGCAUUCAAAAGUGUAAUGAAUCAAGGAAAAGCAUCAAAAGCAGAACAAGUAAGUAAACAAACUAAAACUGCUCCAUGUGAUGCUAUUUCUUUUAGUGGUUGUAAAGAUGAUCAAACCAGUGCAGAUGCAAGUGAACAAGGUCAAGCUACUGGUGCAAUGAGUUAUGCAUUUUUAGCAGUAAUGAAUCAAAAUCCAAAUCAAUCUUAUUUAUCAUUAUUACAAAAUAUGAGAACUAUUUUACAAAAUAAAUAUAGUCAAAAACCUCAAUUAACUGCAUCUCAUCCGAUUGAUACUAAUUUACAAUUUAUAUUUUGA
Lodderomyces jiufengensis is the source of this 1209-nucleotide messenger RNA. It is a transcript of the gene MCA1, whose product is annotated as Ca(2+)-dependent cysteine protease. Gene Ontology annotation, molecular function: cysteine-type endopeptidase activity. The coding region runs from base 1 to 1209 and encodes 402 amino acids. Gene Ontology annotation, biological process: proteolysis. NCBI's taxonomy places the organism in Eukaryota, Fungi, Ascomycota, Pichiomycetes, Serinales, Debaryomycetaceae. The transcript is spliced from 2 exons. The record is from RefSeq and is a predicted model, not a curated record.